UAGAGGUCUGAGGAGGGCAGUUGCUUGCUCAGGUUUGGGCAUGUUGACCUCGGGCAUCUGACACAGCCAGUGCCUCAGACUUGGGCUCUGUGUGAAUAAUGUUCAGCAUCCAAGAGGAGUACUAGGAGGUGGCCUGCAUCGGCGGCGGUUUCGGGGAAGACUGAUCGUAGGUUUCUGUGGAGUGUGGGGAGCUCCUGCUUGUCUAUACAGCUGUUUUUCGGGAGCCACCUCCCCAGGGAAGGUGCAGAGCUCCUACUGGACGAACCAUGAAGAAUCGGUUUGUGAUGCUGGGCCUGGUGGCCGUGGUUCUGGUAUUCGUCAUCAUUGGCCUCUGCAUCUGGCUGCCCUACACUUCUAGGAAGCCCGACCAUGUGUACACCAGGGCAGCCGUGGCCACGGACGCCAAGCGCUGCUCAGAGAUUGGCCGGGACAUGCUACAGGAGGGUGGUUCCGUGGUGGAUGCAGCCAUCGCAAGCCUGCUAUGUAUGGGGCUCAUGAAUGCCCACAGUAUGGGCAUCGGGGGCGGCCUAUUCUUCACCAUCUACAACAGCACCACACGGAAAGCUGAGGUUAUCAAUGCCCGUGAGGUGGCUCCCAGGCUGGCCAAUGCCAGCAUGUUCAACAACUCGAAGGACUCUGAAGAAGGUGGCCUUUCAGUGGCAGUUCCUGGUGAAAUCAGUGGCUACCAGCUGGCACACCAACGGCAUGGGCGAUUACCCUGGGCUCGCCUCUUCCAGCCCAGCAUUGAGUUGGCCCGCUAUGGCUUCCCUGUGGGCAAGGGCUUGGCAAUGGCCCUGGACAGAAAACGGGACAUCAUUGAACAGACACCUGCCUUGUGCGAGGUCUUCUGCCGUCACGGGAAGGUGCUUCGGGAGGGCGAGACAGUGACUAUGCCCAGGCUGGCCGAUACGUUGCAGGUACUGGCCCAGGAAGGUGCCCAGGCCUUCUACAACGGGAGCCUCACAGCCCAGAUUGUGAAGGACAUCCAGGAGGCUGGAGGCAUUAUGACAGUCCAGGACCUGAAUGACUACCGUGCGGAGCUGAUUGAGCACCCGAUGAGCAUCAGCCUUGGGGACUCGACACUGUAUGUGCCCAGUGCCCCACUCAGCGGGCCGGUGCUGGUUCUCAUCUUGAACAUCCUCAAAGGAUACAACUUCUCUCCGAAGAGUGUGGCAACCCCUGAAGAGAAGGCGCUGACGUAUCACCGUAUCGUGGAGGCCUUCCGGUUUGCCUAUGCCAAGAGGACCAUGCUUGGUGACCCAAAGUUUGUCAAUGUGUCUCAGGUGAUCCGCAACAUGAGCUCUGAGUUCUUCGCUGCUCAGCUUCGAGCCCGCAUCUCUGAUGGAACCACUCAUCCGACUUCCUACUAUGAGCCUGAGUUCUACCUUCCCGAUGAUGGGGGCACCGCUCACCUGUCCGUGGUUGCGGAGGAUGGUAGUGCCGUGUCCGCUACAAGCACCAUCAACCUCUAUUUCGGCUCCAAGGUCCUUUCUCGGGUCAGCGGUAUCCUGUUUAACGAUGAGAUGGACGACUUCAGCUCACCCAACUUCGUCAACCAGUUUGGGGUAUCCCCCUCACCAGCCAACUUCAUCAAGCCAGGGAAGCAACCACUCUCAUCCAUGUGUCCCACAAUCAUUGUGGAUAAGGAUGGCAAGGUCCAGAUGGUAGUGGGAGCAUCGGGAGGCACACAGAUCACCACAUCCACCGCACUGUACAUGCCUUUGGCCUACCCCUUCCCACCCCCAUCUCUCCCUGCCCUUUUGCUCCGGGGCUAUGCUGACAUGUUGGCUAUCCUCUCCCUCCAGGCCAUUAUCAACAACCUGUGGUUUGGCUAUGAUGUGAAGAGAGCAGUGGAGGAGCCCCGAUUACACAACCAGCUUUUGCCCAAUACCACAACAAUUGAGAAAAACAUCGAUCAGGUGGUGGCUGCAGGCCUUAAGACUCGGAACCAUUACACAGAGGUCACCAACACCUUCAUUGCUGUGGUUCAGGCCGUUGUUCAAACAUCCAGCGGUUGGGCAGCUGCCUCAGACUCCAGGAAAGGCGGGGAGCCAGCUGGCUACUGAGUGCUCAGAAGGGGCAAGACCAACGUGCAAUCCAGGACGAGAUACAGACCAGGAACAAGAGUGGGACUUUGGAGGACAUGCUGCUCCGGAGUGGGACAGGGCAGCACAAUAAAUGGGCUCAACUGCCAAGCUCCA
Molecule: messenger RNA, 2201 nt
Organism: Peromyscus eremicus (cactus mouse)
Lineage: Eukaryota; Metazoa; Chordata; Mammalia; Rodentia; Cricetidae
Gene: Ggt1
Product: gamma-glutamyltransferase 1
Biological process (GO): glutathione catabolic process; regulation of inflammatory response; regulation of immune system process
Cellular component (GO): plasma membrane
Molecular function (GO): glutathione gamma-glutamate hydrolase
Source: RefSeq, a predicted model, not a curated record